UCCAAGUUUUCAAAGAUUCAGUUAAUUUCACAAUGACAGAAAGAGAUGGUGGCACCUUUUCUGUCUCAUUUGGUGACAAUAGGCCUUACAAUGUCAUCACACUGAAGAUUUGGGAUUGUACUGACUGGAUCAGGAGGCAUUACGGGGAUACGUACCACUGUGAUGUUCCUAGACAGGCUGAAUUCCUGGAGUUCACACAAGUUCACAGUCUGGACCAGCCGAAGGUCUGGUGGAAUCGCACGGACCCUCAGACCAAUAAGGGAGGCAGAGGACAGGUGAAGGGUAAUGUCUGGAAGAUUAUGAACCUCACUCAAGCAGACAACGGCUUCUACAGCUUCAGAGGAAAAGACACAAUACUGUCUACCAUACAGCUCAUAGUAAAAGAGUACAGUAGAUACUAUAAGCCAAAGGAGAAUAAGCGACUCCUCAUGCAGUAUCCUGCGGACUUUGCCUUGUGGAAUGUGACUUUUAUGCCUAAGGAGGAAAUGGGACCCCAAACAGUGAUGACAGCAGGCAAUCUGGUCACAGAAGAUGACACAAGUGUAAAGCCAUGGCAUUUUUCAGGGAGGAUUCGGGUCGUACCUGAUGGCAUAGAGAUUAAUCCCAUUACAGGCACAGAUUCUGGUACCUUUGAGUUCAGAGACCCGCAAGGCAACCUGGCCCAGACUGUGAAGGUGGUUGUAAAGCAGGAAUCUACUUUUUCAAAUGUUUUUACUGGUACUAUUUUCGGGGUAGUCUUAGCUGUGAGUGCCUGCUGUUACUGCUUGAAGAAGUGCUGUUGUUGCUGUAAACGGAGCUCUAAAAGAGCCCAGACGGUGGCAGCACCUGCUGUGUAUUCCCAUGGUGAGAAUCAACCUGCAGACUCAAGCUGCUCUGCUGCAGAUUACUCUGAUCAGCCAAUGGAUCUUCUUAAUUCUGGAGAACCUGAAAUUAACUCCCUUGGUACCUUGGUGUACAACAUAGUGAAUAUCUACGAGAACCCCCCACAGCCUGAGGUUGCACCUCUAGGAGGGCAGGGAGCCACUCCAACUCUUUCAAUCGGCUUUGAUUGUCUCUCCUCUGACCCUGAUCCAGAGUUUGAGCUGAAAGGACUGAUCUUUUCCUCUGCACCUCUCAGUUCAGAUACAACUUUCUGUGACGUUUAUACCUCAGAGAAACUCAACUUUCUGAAAGGAGUAGAUUGAACAUUCAAGCAAGUGAGUAGAAUUCAGCAUUGUGCUUUGUGACAAGCUGGAACGCAGUCCUUGACUGGACUGUGUGUUAUAUGCACAUUAAACAUGAAGUUCUCGCAAAUCUGCAAAUUUCUGGUGAUCAGUGCACGGGAUAAAUACCAUGGAGCCUGUAGAAACAAUACGUCAUUCACACUAUGUUGACACAUGACCAGACUUAUCAUAAGUGUGGGAUAUCCUCUUUCUGUCAAUAUAAUUACGCACACAAAUGCCGUAUGAUCAUAGAAGUUUGAGGCUAAUAAUAUAUUAAUAGUUUCUUUUCAGUCAAGUCUUGAUAACUUGUGUAUUGUUUGUAGUUGAAAGCGAAUCAGUGGAGGUUAGGACUUAUACCAAGACAAAUCAAUUUAAGUCUUUUCCCACAAAUGCUUAAGGUAUUGAGGUCAUUUUUUUAAAUGCAGGUUUUUCUCAGGUAAUUAAGAAUAAAGCUCACUUUGUAGCUGUA
Micropterus dolomieu (smallmouth bass) is the source of this 1671-nucleotide messenger RNA. RefSeq lists its product as uncharacterized. The record is from RefSeq and is a predicted model, not a curated record. Bases 33 to 1184 code for a protein of 383 amino acids. The transcript is spliced from 7 exons. Lineage: Eukaryota; Metazoa; Chordata; Actinopteri; Centrarchiformes; Centrarchidae.